Messenger RNA from Leopardus geoffroyi (Geoffroy's cat), 6322 nucleotides. RefSeq names its product sprouty RTK signaling antagonist 3 (gene SPRY3). Gene Ontology annotation, cellular component: cytosol; membrane. The record is from RefSeq and is a predicted model, not a curated record. Lineage: Eukaryota; Metazoa; Chordata; Mammalia; Carnivora; Felidae. The coding region runs from base 505 to 1371 and encodes 288 amino acids. Gene Ontology annotation, biological process: multicellular organism development; negative regulation of fibroblast growth factor receptor signaling pathway; negative regulation of Ras protein signal transduction. The transcript has 2 exons.
AUAGAAGAAGGAGGAGGAGAAAGAGGAGGAGGAUAUGAACAACUUACCCUGCUGAGCUUUCUUUGGGGAAUACGUGCAUCAAGAUUUAGAUCUGCAUGUAAAAUCUAUACAAAGUAUCUGCCACUACAGGUCUGACUCUCCUCCCCACCCCCACCCCCACCCCCCGCACCACCGUUUUUUUUUUUUUUUUUUUUUCCCCUUCUUUCCGUUUUCUCUGCUGUGUCAGAAAGACCGACACAGAACUAUCUCUGUUUCUGGCUCCACUGCCAGUGGAGUUUUCAUUCAGACUUUCCGAAGAGAGGUGGAGAAACCUAAAGACUCAGGAGAAGAAGAGGUCUUUUGAGCCAAAUGGGGCAUUAGUUCUUCUGCUUUUCUCAGCAUGGAUAAACCUUUUCCUCAAGGAUUUUCUGAUGUGCCCUAACGUCCAUGUAACAACAAGGGCUCUUUAUCACCACAAGUGCCACCCUAACCCAAAACCACUCAGAACUCAAGAAUCAAGGCAAAAUGGAUGCUGCAGUGACAGAUGAUUUCCAACAAAUUCUUCCUAUUGAACAGCUGCGCUCUACUCAUGCUAGCAAUGAUUAUGUGGAACGGCCUCCAGUCCCCUGUAAACAGGCCCUCUCCAGCCCUUCCCUUAUAGUGCAAACCCACAAAUCUGAUUGGUCCCUGGCUACCAUGCCUACUGCUCUUCCCCGCAGUCUCAGCCAGUGCCAUCAAUUGCAGCCCUUGCCUCAGCAUCUGAGCCAAUCUAGCAUUGCCAGCUCAAUGUCCCAUAGCACCACUGCCUCUGAUCAAAGGCUCUUGGCCAGCAUUACCCCCUCACCUUCAGGCCAGUCCAUCAUCCGAACCCAGCCUGGAGCAGGGGUCCACCCAAAGGUUGAUGGUGCUCUGAAGGGAGAAGCUGAGCCGUCUGCAGUGCACCCCAGUGAGCACCUCUUCAUCUGCGAGGAGUGUGGGCGCUGCAAAUGUGUCCUUUGCACGGCAGCUCGUCCUCUCCCCUCCUGCUGGCUGUGCAACCAGCGUUGCCUUUGCUCUGCUGAGAGCCUCCUCGAUUAUGGCACUUGUCUCUGCUGUGUUAAGGGCCUCUUCUACCACUGCUCCACUGAUGAUGAAGACAACUGCGCUGAUGAGCCCUGCUCCUGUGGGCCGAGCUCUUGCUUUGUCCGCUGGGCAGCCAUGAGCCUCAUCUCCCUCUUCCUACCUUGCCUGUGCUGCUACCUGCCUACCCGUGGAUGCCUCCAUCUGUGCCAGCAGGGCUAUGAUAGCCUCAGGCGACCAGGCUGCCGCUGUAAGAGGCACACCAACACUGUGUGCAGAAAAAUCUCUUCUGGUAGUGCACCGUUCCCCAAGGCCCAGGAAAAGUCUGUAUGACCUUCCCACAAAAUGGAUCCAGAGCUUUCUCUUUCUUAGCCCCCAUCAGUAAAGUGCAGGCCUCAUCUUUGAAGAGGGGGAGGAGGAGUAAAGUAGCCAAAGUUAGGGCCUCACCAGUUUUGCCCCUGCAGUGUCAGGGGAAUGGCCAAGUACAUCCUGGUGCGGGAUGCCUUGCUCUUGCUCACAGUAUCUAUCCCACUCCUCUUCAACCUUUUUACACCUUGCCGUUUUAGCCCUGUGGCUGUCAUGGCAAAUUCAGGUGAUAUAUAGGCAUGACAUUUGGACACCGAGGGCUGACAGAGCCAGCAACGUGGAGGUUUAGGGGCUCCCCAAUAUAGUGCCUCUCGAUGCAGGCUCUGAGCGUCACUCUACUUUCCACAGUGCCUUUGGAAACUUUCUUCUAAGAUAGUUUUCACAGGUCCGUGUGGAACAGCAUUCAAUAUUCCAGGGAAUCUGAUCCCUUCUCCCUUGUUUACUGCCCUUCUCUUCUUCAGUCUCUUUUUCUCCCUGUCUCCUCUUGUUCUGUGCUCCCUCCCCCUUCGUUCCCAGUCUCUCUCCUUCUACUUUUCCUCUCUUUUCUUUCUGUCUCCCUUCCUUCUACUCCUUUGCUCCCUCUCUUUCAGACUAAUCCAUUCUCUACCUGUAUUUCUAUCUUGUUUGGUCUAUCUUUGUCUCUCUCUACCUUUCCUUCUCUACUAUGUCCGAAAGUGCUGUUUUUCCAUAGGUGUUUCCUUUGACGCCAAACUUUGCUAUGCUAUACUAUUUACUAAAUUUUAUUAAGGGAAAUGGAUUACUGUAAUGAACUGAUCACUAGCAAUAGUCUAUAUCCUGACACGUGUGUGUGUGCUCAUAACCACACUCACCUGUUUGUGAGCAUAUGAGGCAAAAUUAUCUUACAUUUCCAGGUUUAACUAGUUGGAGUUUUACUCCCUUUCCCAAUAAUCAACUUAUAGUGCUGACAGAUUCCACUAGCAUGCGGAGUAGGAUAGUAAAUCAGGAUGCUCAUAACUUUGUAUGUCUGACCCAAGUGCCAAAGGCAGACGUGCUUUAUAGCUAAAUGAACAAAGCAAAGGAUAUUACAGAGGUCUGUUCUCUCUUAGAAGCUAACUGCCCUGAGACUGCAUGGCUCAGGCCUUAAUUACGGACAUAAAAAGUCAUAAAACUUUAGAGCUGGAAGGAAUCUUAACUGUUAAUCUAGUUCAAUGCCCUUAUUUUACAGAUGGGAAAACUGAGGCCUGGGGAUAGGAAGGGAUUUUCCCAAGGCCACACACGGAGUUCAUAGCAGAGUUGGGACUGGAAUACAGGCCUUCUGACUCCUAGUUAAAUAUUCUCUACCCUACACCACAUUGAGUCCUGGGACUUUUCUCAUAGGACUCUAUUAACAGUAACAGAAGGCCAUUGCCAUUCAAUUUUCUGGAACCAUGCCAACUUAGUGUACUGGUCUUUAUGCAGUGCCUGGUGGGUAGCUAAUUAACUAUCAGGUGUUGAGACUGCCCCCAGUGGACAUCAUCUUUGGCUCUGUCACCUGUAGAAGCUCAAGUGUGGAAAAAACAAACAAAGAAUCCCUAACCAAGCUGUACCUUCGCCUACUCUUUGCUGCACACAUUGUGCUCACUCCUGGCUUUGUCUGCAACGGCAAUUGCCUGAAAACCUAAAUUUCAGCAACAGUGGAGAACUGAGAUGAAAGACAUAUAAUGCAGAGAACUGACUUCUCUUUUAAAAAAUACCAAGAGCCUGUGUUGUGAAUCCACUUCAAUGGGAAAAGGCUGCAGUGGGGAUGGCAGGCUCCUAAAGACAGCUGUUGUUAAAGACACAAGAAUUAGAUCCAGUUUCCCUCUGUAAGUGAAUCCAAAAUUCACUAAGGAAUUCAGAGAUUGAGGGCACUUGCUUGAAAUCAAGGUGCUCCAACUUAGUUUAAGACUUCCAGACUCUGACUUUAUAUAUCAUCUCUUUUAAAGUGUGCAUGGAUGUGUAUUGCAGAGUGGAGAGGUGGAGAGAAAUGUAUAGUCAUACACAGGGGGAAGAAGAAGAGAACAUCCAUAUCUCUUUGUUGGAUAUAUACUAUAGAAAUAUGUGCCACUCAGUUUUUGUUGGUUCUGAAUCUUCCUGAAGUAUAGUGACAUUUGGGCUGUACACAGCCUCAUACUUUCACUUUCACCUCCUCUUCUAGAAUUGCUUUGCUCUAUUUUUGUAUAUAUAAAUAUGUUAUGAUUAUUAUUAAUAAUGUUAAUGAUAUUGCUGCAAAUGGUGCCAUAUAUAAGGUUUGGCUUCUUGGAACAUUAUAAACCCAAACCAAUACCUGUAACCUCUUAUGUUGCUUUCAGAUCUUUUAAUUUUAAGUAACUUUUAAAAAUCUUACAAGUCUGCCUGAUUGACCUUUGACUUAUCUACCUACCCCUAAAGCUGUGCCCAGUUCUCUGAGUCCAGCUGGAUGGUGAUGAGUAGCAACACACACUUCUCCCCGCUUCUGCCUGAAAUUUGCUUAGAGCUGAGAUAUAUAAGGAUUCUAUGACACUAGUGCAUUGUUCCUGGAGCUAAAGUUAUUCUAUGGAUGUUUGCUUACUAGUAUCAGGGCCCAAACUAACACAAGUCCCUCCUCUUUGAUAGCUCCUUGAUAUCCCAAUCCUGCAGUCCUUACUCAGGCAAAUUGUGCACUGCCAGAGGGGCCCUGGGCUCUGCCAUACACCCAGAAGAGCUCUUCUCAGUGUGUUUCUAAAUGGCCUUACACUUGGUAGAAGAAACUGAAGGGUUACUCAAAUGCAAUUGCAAUCUGCAAUCUGCUGCUGAGUCAGGGCUUUCACUUGUGUCCAAGUUGGCCUGAUACGGGCUGCAUCUGGUUUACGUAUAGAUGGGUCCUGUUGGGGUAUGCGUACAGAUGUGUGAGUGUGCAUUUGCGUCCCUUCUGUGAAGUUAUAUAUAUGUAUAUGUAUAUGUAUAGUAUAUGUAUAUGUAUAUAUAUGUGUGUGUGCGUGUGUGUGUAAAUAUAUAUAUUCACACAUCUCUAUAUAUUUUAAUGUAUUGCACAUGUAUAUUUAAAAUAUAUAUGAAAGAACUCUAAAUCCUGCAGAAAGCCUCUGUUUUCAUUAUUUUCUACCUUGUGGCAUGUACUGUAUAAACAGGAAUAUUAGAGGGUGUUUCCUGCUUAGCAUUUUUUUUUUUUGCAGUCAUCCAUUACCGCCUUAUUCUACUGCUUUCCACAUAUUGGUUCCCUGAUACAUCUCAUACGGCUUUAGUCAAGAGUUCUCCUCUAAUUCCAGCCCAUCUUCCCUCAUCACAAUAGCUAUAAUAAGUAUAGUGAACACUUAUAUAGUGCUUACUGUAUUGCUAAGCACUAUUUUAAGCACGUUACCUAUAUUGGCUCAUUUAAUUCCCACAUUAACUGUAAGAUGUAGGUACAAUUACAAUUGCCAUUUUACAGAUGUGAAAACUAAAGCCCAGAGAGGUUAUUUGAACUGCUAAAGGUAACAAUGCUUGUAAAUUAUGGAGCUAAUAUUUGACCCUAUGCUGUCUGAGUCCCAAGUCCCUGCUCCAGAGUUGGGUGUAGAAGUCUGAAGGAUAAUGCAGACUCUUCUGGUAUAACAAGCCCCAAACAGUGAACAGUCCUUUCCCUAACUGCAGUUCAUCUGCAGCCUAAAACUUGAAACAAAUGUGCUCCUAUGUUAGGAGUGAAGCAAUAAUUACAGACAUCAUAUAUGUCUCUUACUUCCCAAGAUGAUGGCAUUAUAAACUUCUCCACCAUUCCCUUUGAAAACAUGUUUGCAGACAGUUGCCAUUUUUCAGGCAGUUUACAGUGUAGAACUAGUAGGGAAAUAUUGUGACUUGUGCCAGAGAAGUUUACGAGUUUUUAAGACUUUGACCUUUUCUUUACAGGCCCAGAGAAAACUAAUUUGAUUUCUUUCUGCAGAAAGUAGAACUAAAACUAUUUUUGGAACUUGAAAUUAGCUGGAAUUGUUAACAUCUAAGUUCAUUGAUUAUACUGAGAGCAUUUUUCUGAUUCAAAUGUAAGCAAUCCACUGAUGACCACUGUUCAGUGUAAUACCUUACUUUUCCCAUCACUGCCUUCAUACUGACAAUCCUUUACCCUGGUAUUAUUUCAGAGCCAUAAAGACUCUUAAAGAACAUCUAUCCCAAUGUCAACAUUGUAUAGUUGGAGGAAAAAAUGCAUAGAGAGGGAAUAAAACCUGUCCAAAGCUACACAAUUCUGAAUUUGGGUGUAAUUAUGAUUUAUUUAUUUUCAGAAAUCUAAGUUUCUUAGAAAAUAGAACUUGAAGCAAAAACUAAUGUGCAAUUCCAGGGAAGUAGGAGUAAGGAAAAAGAGUAGUGAGGAAGGAAGGAAGGAAGGAAGGAGAGCAAACAAAAAGGAGUGUAUCAUUGUGUUGUCCAUAAUCAGUUUCAUGACAAGCUAAUUUCUCAAUUUGUUAUGACUGGCCAUAUUACAUCUCCAUACAGCCCAUCUGGGGGACUAAAGGAGAAGAAUUUAUCUCCUGCCUCCUAUCUUAAUAGUCAAAUACCUUCCCUGUAAGAUAUUAACUCCCCUACACUUCUGUGUAGUGCAUGUGUGGAUGCCCAAGCAGGUACCUUGGCAUCUCGUACGUCAGGAGCAAGGGGUAGCAAGUGUGUGGCUAUGUGUGUGCUAUAGGGAGACAAAUGAACUUGAGAACCUAUGUAUUCUUGACUUGCUUUGAAGGGCUUCCUUCUAUAUGGAAAUGAAGUCCCUGGUUCAACUAGUGGAGUAACAAAGUCUCAAAAUAUCCUUCUUCUUAGCAUAAAAAGAAACUUUAUCCUAGUGAACUCUUCAAAAAGUAUGUCUAAACCAAUGCACGUACAUGCACUUAUGUUCACUUAAGCUUCAUCAGCAUAAUAGCAGGAAAAUUGGUCAAGUUAUUAAAUUCAGGAAAAAUGGCUAAACAAGUUAUUUUGCAACAUAAAAAUAAAACAUUCUGUUGGUCAA